AUGUCUAACUCAUCAACCAACAACGAUAUUCCCAGGGCCCACCCGGAGCUGGACAGGCUGCUGAGUCCUAUAGUCACGGACUUCACUGUCGGCAAGUAUGUCGACAGUGACCCGGAACGUACGCCAGUCUACCCCAGCGUCCAUGACCUGCCUCGGAACGAACUCCUUCUAAGCGAAAGGGAAGUCAAGGCCUACCGUAAAUCAUUCCAGGGCAGGCCUAUUGAACACUUUAACCCUUACGCGCGUCUCAAGCCCAUGGUAGCGGAGAUCUUCGACUCCAUAAUGGACAAAAGAUACGCACUGGACAGCGACCAAAGCAAAGCUUUUACCGGACUUGGAAUGGAUGAGAGGGGGGCAUUCACUCAUCCCGUAGAGCUUGUCGUGACAGUGGCUUGCAAACUGCUGGAACUUCUCGUAAACGGCACCCGCUCUGGCUUCAUGCAAAGCAACAACGAAGACCAGAUGAAAGAGGCUGCUGGCCACGAGAUUCCCGAUUUUGCCGCGAGAAAGCUCGAGCUGUGCAACGCGCUGAUGCUGGAGAAGAGCAUCGCCCACGACGUUCUCAGCGGCGACGAGCAACUCUGGGUCAACUUUGUCUUCGCGCCCGGCGCCUACGCCGUGGUCAAGAGCAGGCUGCGCUGCAGCAUGGAACGAAAGGCGAGGAGGAGGUCUAGGAUCGCUGAGAGGGACGUGUACAUGCCCGACACCGAUGAUGAGGUCGACAUCUCCGGGUUCUACCAAGCACAUCGGGAGCCCCGAUACGAGGCCUCCAGAUACCCGUUCUACAACGAGAUGGGCCCUGCACUCACGUCCUGUAGCAUGAUUAAGGCGGAUGCCUACUUGAAAGAGGCUCUGCCCCGCCUUCCCCCUCAGCCGGACCGCUUCCUCGACACGAUGAAGGGAGCGAAGCCUUACCUCGUCAUCAAGAUGUACGAGGCUAUUCGGGAUGUUACCGAUAUCCAGAACGCUCCCAACAGCGCCGACUACAAGCGCUUCGUCGUCCCCGAGAAUGGCAGGCAGCCGGCCUUUACCCCUCGCACUUCCCCUAAGGCCAUGAUAGAGGCCUGCUGGAGGAUCCUGGACUUCUUCCUCGAGGGCGUGGAGAACGGUUUCCUCCUGCCCUACAGCAAGCCCAAUCCAGCCAAGGAGCCGGUAAUCGUCAGCCACAGCGACUACCACUGCGUGCGCCGCUUCGCCAGCAUGCUGGAAAUCCUCAGGCGGGAGAAGACCGUCUGCUGGAAGUUCCUCAAGAGCAACCACCAGCUGGACGAGUUCGUCUACUGGCCUUACGAGUGGACAGACUACAGGCGCGAAGCUCACUCGAUCAACGAGUGGCUCCGCGCCCGGAAAGAGGACCGCGACCAGAUGCUGGCUGAUGCGAUCGAAGAAGAGGAGGAGAACGAUGCCUAUCACACCAUCGCGGCAGAAGAUGGCCUCGUUUCAGCUGACGCGGCAGCGUUCAUGGAGGAGUUGAGGGCUGCAUUCAGCGCGACCGAGGAUGUCAACGCGCCUGAGGAUGCCAACGAGCCUCAGGACUACAGCACGGCUGAGGACGGCAACACGUCCGAGGACGACGACUUCGAGGCCCCGGCUGCUCCGCCUUCCGAUGAAAUUGAUGUGGAGGAGCAACCCGAACGCCAGCUGACUGCAUUCUCGGACGGCUUCGCCACCAACGGCGCCCACGUCAGUGCGGUCGAGGCUGACGACUGGGACAUGGAUGAAGAAGAGGGCCAGGCUGCUGACGACGCAGAGAUCCCGAUCGACCCUACCCUCGAGGCCACGACUGAUCUUCUGGACGAGCAGAUGGCCUGGGACGCAAUCGGAGUCGAGUGGGUUGAUCGCGACACGUUCUUCGGCGCUCAGGAGGCUGAGGUCGAUGCUGAUGUCAUGGAUAUCGACUCUCUGCCACCAGCCACUCAACGGUCGGGGGCGCCGACUACUGCAGCCAAACCCGCGGUAGCCGCUCAGCACGAUGAGGAUGGUGCCGAGGAGCUCGAAGAUGACGAGUUCCUCAAGAGCUGCACGAUGAUGGUGGAGAACACUGACCAGGAUGGUCAGGUUACCAUCAAUUAA
Molecule: messenger RNA, 2073 nt
Organism: Lasiodiplodia theobromae
Lineage: Eukaryota; Fungi; Ascomycota; Dothideomycetes; Botryosphaeriales; Botryosphaeriaceae
Exons: 1
Coding region: 1-2073 (690 amino acids)
Source: RefSeq, a predicted model, not a curated record